AUGCCUCGUCAAGAGAGAGCACCAGAUCGCUCAAAUGCCCUCAUAAGUACACUCAAUGCCACUCUGAAACGUCGCGAAGCUAAAGCCGCGCGACGUCGCCUGACCAUCCUACCCAAAACGGCUGUUGAUUUUUCCUCAAACGACUUUCUUUCCCUGGGAACAUCCUCCGCAUACCGCGACAGGUUCCUAUCUCAUGUGAAUAAUGCUCCAAAAUCAUUCCCUUUUGCCAGCGGUGGCUCCCGACUGCUAGAUGGCAACUCCGAAUAUGCCGAGGACCUCGAGCGCUUUGUCGCGGACUUCCACGAUGCACCUUCAGCCCUCUUAUUCAACUCAGGGUAUGAUGCAAAUGUUGGUGUUCUAUCAAGUAUCCCGCAGCCGGGCGAUGUGAUCUUGCACGACGAGCUCAUCCACGCGAGUGCGCACGAAGGCAUGCGGCUGUCCCGCGCGGGCCGGCGCACGGCGUUUGCCCAUAGCUCGCCGGAAAGCCUGAAGCAGGCCCUGCAGGCGGAGAUUGAGCAAGACCACAAAGUUGUGGCUGGCAAUCGGAAUGUUUUUAUUGUCAUCGAGUCGAUCUACAGUAUGGAUGGCGAUGUGGCUCCUAUCAAGGAGUUUGUCAAGGUGGUGGACGAGCUUCUUCCUAGCGGAAAUGGCUAUUUUAUGGUAGACGAGGCUCAUGCGACUGGGGUCUUUGGCCCUCGAGGGGCCGGUGUCGUCCAGGGCCUGGGGGUACAGGACCGCAUGUUCAUUCGGGUGCAUACAUUCGGCAAAGCCUUAGCGAGCCAUGGAGCCGUGGUCCUUUGUGACCCAUCAGUAAAGGACUACCUGAUCAACUAUGCCCGUACUCUGAUCUACACAACUGCUCUCGGGUUCCCAUUUCUGGCCUCUAUCAGAACCUCCUAUGAGCUCUUGUCUUCUGGUCAAACGGAGUCGUCUCAGAGGAUCGUGCAAGAAAAUAUACAGCGUCUUCGUAUGUGCUUGAAUGAUCUGAAGGUACAUCCAACAGUCAUGUUUGAGGUUGAUCAUUUCCCAAACUCCCCAAUUCUUUCGCUCCGGACCGCCUUCCCUCGCGAACUCGCUGCUGCUUGCCAAAAGCACGGGUACGUCGUCCGAGCUAUCAUGGCGCCGACUGUGCCGGAGGGCCGAGAGCGAGUGAGGGUCUGUCUACACGCAGGCAAUACACCAGAAGAAAUAGAUGGGCUGGUAAGGACCAUUCAAUCAUGGCUGGAUUCGGUUGGACGGAGGGAUACCAAACUAUAA
Molecule: messenger RNA, 1257 nt
Organism: Penicillium chermesinum
Lineage: Eukaryota; Fungi; Ascomycota; Eurotiomycetes; Eurotiales; Aspergillaceae
Product: aminotransferase class I/II-fold pyridoxal phosphate-dependent enzyme
Exons: 3
Coding region: 1-1257 (418 amino acids)
Biological process (GO): biosynthetic process
Molecular function (GO): transferase activity; pyridoxal phosphate binding
Source: RefSeq, a predicted model, not a curated record